Messenger RNA from Centropristis striata (black sea bass), 3901 nucleotides. It is a transcript of the gene acsl4a, whose product is annotated as acyl-CoA synthetase long chain family member 4a. The transcript is spliced from 15 exons. The record is from RefSeq and is a predicted model, not a curated record. Gene Ontology annotation, biological process: long-chain fatty-acyl-CoA metabolic process; neuron differentiation; long-chain fatty acid metabolic process. NCBI's taxonomy places the organism in Eukaryota, Metazoa, Chordata, Actinopteri, Perciformes, Serranidae. Bases 324 to 2462 code for a protein of 712 amino acids. Gene Ontology annotation, molecular function: arachidonate-CoA ligase activity. Gene Ontology annotation, cellular component: plasma membrane; endoplasmic reticulum; lipid droplet.
UAUUGUUGAUAGGCAAACAGUUUGAAGAAUACAUGGGAGGGAACUUGCAUAGUUGAACCCAUCCUCCCAGGAGGUCUCAUAUAUAAUUGAGCCCAGAAAGCUGACAGACAUAGUGGGCUGUUUGGCAGGGAUUAAAAAGGAGGUGGAGCAUUUGGAGGACAGUGGACUGCAUAUUUUCAUACUACAGUUGUGGGAUUCUUAAAAAAAUUCUCACCAGGAGGCUUUUCUCUUUUUUUGUUGUAAAUCUUUCCAGACCAGCACACUUUCAAAAGCUAGUCUGAACACCACUGUUGCAUAUUUUCCUUACACUCCCAGAGAACACUAUGGGUCUCCAGUCAGACUCUACCCUCCAAUCUAUUCUCCUCUUUCCAAUCCACCUUUUGGUAUGGCUGUACUCCGUCCUUUCCUUCCUUCCCUGGUACUACUUCACUGGUGCUGGGGAAAGAAGAACUCAAUCCAAGCGGACAAAGGCCCGUUCCACUUCAGGCCGUCCUGAGGGACCAUACCGCUCUGUGGACCACUUUGACUCCUUGGCCAGGGAGGACUACCCGGGCAAAGACACACUGGAUAAGCUGUUCGAGCAUGCUGUGCAGCGCUUUGGACAAGACCAUUGUCUCGGCACAAGAGAUGUACUAAGUGAAGAAAAUGAGAUUCAACCCAGCGGUAAAGUGUUUAAAAAGCUCAUCCUGGGGGACUAUAGAUGGCUCUCCUACAAUGAGGUGGACUCUGCAGUCACUGAGUUUGGCAGUGGACUGGCAGCUCUCGGGCACCAGCCUAAAAGCAGUAUCGCAAUUUUUUGUGAAACCAGAGCAGAGUGGAUGAUAACUGCCCAGGCUUGCUUCAAGUACAACUUCCCAUUGGUGACAUUCUAUGCUACACUGGGAGAGGAUGCCAUUGCAUAUGGACUGAAUGAGACAGGAGUUACACAUCUAGUUACCAGUGUGGAGCUGCUUGAGACUAAAUUAAAAUCUGUGCUUCCACAGAUCCCUAAACUGAAGCAUGUGAUCUACGUGGACCAGAAGAAAAUGAGCACAGAAGGCUACCCAGCAGGACUGUCCACCCACAGCAUGCAGGCCGUACGGGAGCUGGGCGCGCUGCCUGAGAAUAUGGGGAGGGAAAUCGUAAAGCCCCAGCCUUCUGAUCUGGCUGUGGUGAUGUACACCAGUGGCUCCACAGGCAGACCCAAAGGAGUCAUGAUUGUCCACAGUAACCUAAUUGCAGGGAUGACAGGCCAGUGUGAACGCAUUCCUGGGCUCGGACCUGAUGAUACUUACAUAGCCUACCUGCCCCUGGCUCAUGUUCUGGAAAUGACUGCUGAAAUCUCCUGUGUCACAUACGGCUGUCGGAUCGGCUACUCAUCCCCCCAGACACUGUCAGACCAGUCCACAAAGAUAAAGAAAGGAAGUAAAGGAGACUGCUCUGUUCUCAGACCCACCCUGAUGGCAGCUGUACCGGAAAUCAUGGACCGCAUCAACAAGAAUGUGAUGAGCAAAGUGCAGGAAAUGAGUUUCAUUCAGAAGACGCUGUUUACACUGGGCUACAAAUAUAAACUAGACCAGAUCAAGAGGGGCUAUGACGCACCACUGUGCAAUGCCCUUUUGUUCCGGAAAGUGAAGAAGCUUUUGGGAGGGCGGUUGAGGAUGAUGUUGUCCGGAGGAGCCCCCCUGUCCCCGGCCACUCAGAGAUUCAUGAACGUGUGUUUCUGUUGUCCAGUGGGUCAGGGCUACGGCCUCACUGAAACCUGUGGAGCCGGCACCAUCACAGAAGUGGCAGACAUCAGCACCGGUCGUGUCGGAGCUCCUCUUAUUUGCUGCGAGAUUAGACUCAGAGACUGGGCUGAAGGCGGCUACACCAGCAAAGAUGAGCCAAACCCUAGAGGCGAGAUCCUGAUUGGCGGCCCCAAUGUAACCAUGGGUUACUACAGGCACGAAAGCAACGAUCAGGACUUCUUUGUGGAUGAAAACGGUCAGAGGUGGUUCUGCACAGGAGAUGUGGGCGAGGUUUACCCUGAUGGCUGUUUACAGAUAGUGGAUCGCAAGAAAGACCUGGUCAAACUGCAGGCGGGGGAGUACGUGUCUCUCGGUAAAGUCGAGUGCGCUCUGAAAAGCUGCUCUAUCAUCGACAACAUCUGUGUUUACGCAAACAGUGACCAGAACUACGUGAUCAGCUUUGUGGUUCCCAACCAGAAGAGGAUGACAGAACUGGCCAAGCAGAGAGGCAUAGUGGGAGCCUGGGAGGAGAUCUGCACUCACCCCGACAUGGAGAGGGAGGUCCUGAAGGAGAUCAAGGAGGUUGCUGCUAACAUUAAACUCCAGCGAUUUGAGAUUCCAGUGAAGGUACACCUGAGCCCAGAGCCGUGGACGCCCGAGACAGGUCUGGUCACAGACGCCUUCAAGCUGAAGAGGAAAGAGCUGAGGAACCACUAUCUCCACCACAUAGAGAGAAUGUAUGGGGGCAAAUAACUCCGCUCACAUUCACCCAAGAGUCUCCAACUUUCACCAUAACCACUGUAAAUAAGUCUUUGGGGUAGCCCCAAUGGAUUUUUAUGCUGUUUGUGUACCACAGGCGUCCAAAUGAAAUUGUCUUGAACAUAAAAGCUAAAGCUGUAGAUAGUUGUAGCUGUUUAUCCAUGUGUGCUUUCUAUUUGUGUGCUUUGAUUGUCAAAGAGUUGCACCUAAGCGGCAAUUCUUCCGUGAAAAUGGUCCGAGACCGUUACAGCACUCAACUGCCAUCCACUUAAACCUGCUGGAACUCAGUUUGUAGCUCAUAAGAAGUACCACUGUCCUCCAUGUGUUGGUUGCUGAAGCUUUGUUGUUGUGUUGAAAAUAUUAACAACUGUAAUCAUCACAGAGGCUUGUUUUGCUCUUUUUGUAAAGUUGGAGUACUGACGUUACUGUGCCUUCAGUCUGCAGUACUUGUGUAGUCAAGCAGAAGUAAGUGGCAUCUAGAUGAAAUAGUUUACGCUUUUGUUACAAAAAUGGCUUAAACUGCCAUGGUAUGUUUACUUGAGGAGAAAUAUCCCCACCCAGAGAUACAUUGACAUGGAUCAUAGAGAAUAAAAAAAGACUCUCGAUCAUGUCUGCUAUUUUUCCCCCUGACUGAUGUUUUAUUUAUGCUUUUGUUAUUGUGUCAACUUAUUCAAAAUAUGACCAAAAUGUGUGCACAUAAAUGACUCAGGAAGAAGCAAAAUGUUUUAAUAUAAGAAAUUGUCAAAUCUUGGGUUGCUUGUAUAGAAAGCCCUUUGUCAAAAUUCUUGUGGGCACCUUAUUUAUUUAAGAGCAAGCUUGCUUAAAAUUUUAACUGCUUCAAUGCUUAUUAGCAUUAGUCAGUCAGAAGUGGCUGUAAUACUGUGCGUAUUUUACCUCAGUUAACAGGUUAAUGUACAAUUUGGUAUCAUAAGGUUAUCACAAGUGGAGUCCGUUCAUAUUAAUAGGAGUGUUUUCUAUGUAUUUUUCCAAAUGUUGUCAUUUUGUUACAAUUGUUACAAUUUCAUUUCAUUAAGCAGACGAUUUUAUCCAAGGCGUACAUUUGAGAGUUAAUUUUGAAGGAUUUGCAUCAUUAAAACUUUAAGGACACGGACAUUGGCAGUCGCUUUACAGUUGGUUGUUUGGUGAUCCUAUUCGUAUUUAUUACUCCAUUAUGAUCACAUGCCUUGUUCAACAUUUAAAGAAUAAAUCUUUUUUUUCAUAAUAAUUGCUGUAUGAUAUUUUUAUUUUAUUGCAAUACAAUUAAAAGAAACAAUCUGCAUCUACAGUGGAAAGAAAAAGUGUGUAAACCCUUUGAAAUGACCAGGUUUUCUGUAUUUGUUGGUAAUAAAAUGUGAUCUGAUCUGCAUCUAAGUCCCAAGUAUAGACAAACUUAAUGUGCUUGACCUAAUACCACAUGAACAAUUAUAAUAUUU